Seminavis robusta is the source of this 1389-nucleotide messenger RNA. The record is from the annotation of a GenBank genome assembly. NCBI's taxonomy places the organism in Eukaryota, Bacillariophyta, Bacillariophyceae, Naviculales, Naviculaceae.
AUGCUGACGCUAUUAAAAUCGCUCUCCAACUUUCAAUUGGCCAUAUUGCCGUUGCUACUGCCAUGCUACCUACUACUCCAAAUGCUGGGGAAUCCCCUCCUCAUUCUCCAAGGAUGGAUGACCAUCAAAUCAGAUGCCGAAUCCUCUCCGCCACCCGUUGGAUCACAGCUACUGGCAUAUGUGGUUGUGGGAGUCUUGGGAUAUGUCGUCACCAAUGCACUCAUUCCCAACAUUCAACAAUACACACUACGAAAAGGAAUCAGUGGCAAAGAUUUGGGAAAACGAGGGACUCCCACUGCUGACAGGGAUGUCCCAGAAGCCCUUGGAAUUGCACCGGGCACCAUCUUUUUGGUCUGCUUGAUUUCCUGUGUCGUGGGAUAUUCCCAUCAUCAUCCGGCUAAAUUAUUGGAUCUCAAUUCGGCACUCCUCAGUGUCUGUUUCAUGCUGUUCCUCGGAUUCACCGAUGAUGUACUCGAUUGGCCAUGGAGGUACAAAUUGGUACUCCCCAGUGUCGCCAGUCUACCCUUGCUCUGCUGCUAUGCCGGAUCCACUUCCGUGGUAGUUCCCAUACCCAUGCGAUCCUGGUUGAUGCAGCAGGGCGAAUACACGUGGUUGGCCAAAGUAUUGACAUUUCCACAGAACGACAGCGCCUUUAUGGCGCCUCUUAUUGCCGUCGAUCCAAAAGCCGAUGGGGCAUUGUUGGAUUUGGGAAUUUUGUAUUAUGUCUACAUGGGAAUGUUGGCCGUCUUUUGUACCAAUGCCAUUAAUAUUUAUGCCGGCAUUAAUGGACUGGAAGUCGGACAAUCCUUCAUUAUUGGAUGUGCCGUGCUGAUACACAACUUGAUUGAAAUGGAACACGAGGGACAACAAUUACGAGAAAAUCAUCUCUUUUCCGCCAUGAUUAUGCUCAGCUUUUUGGGAGUCACAUUGGCGUUGUUACGACACAAUUGGUUUCCCGCCACGGUCUUUGUGGGAGAUACCUACUGUUACUUUGCCGGCAUGACAUUUGCCGUGGUGGGCAUUCUGGGACACUUUUCCAAAACGCUACUGUUGUUCUUUAUUCCACAAAUUUUGAAUUUCUUGUGGAGUUGUCCGCAACUCUUCAAAUUGGCACCGUGCCCACGACAUCGAUUGCCACGGUUCGAUCCGGCCACGGGAUUAAUGCAACCCAGUACAUUUCCCUGCAAGGCAGCCGACUUUAAACUUCUCAAACGACAACCCGACGAUACCGAAUGUGCCAACAUGACGCUCCUCAACCUGUGUUUGCAACUCUUGGGCCCCAUGUCGGAACGAGAUUUGUGUGUGACGCUGUUGGCCUUUCAAAUACUGUCGUGUGCCGUGGGAUUUGGAAUACGGUAUCGAGUGUCACAGCUCUUUUUUGAUGGAUAG